CCAGGGAGCAAGAGCGCAGGCUGCACCGGGGAGCGGGCACGGUGGACAUGCAGUACCGGCAGACUGCUUCUCCCAUAAAACGCUUCCGAUAUUGGGUUUAAGGAGACAGCUUAUUUGAAAACCGGCUUGGGCCGAGGGGAUCUUAUUCUUUCUGACAAAAAGAAUAGUACAAAAAAAUAAAAUUAAAAAAAAGGAACUCACUGACAUUUGGAAGAACCUGAUGGGUGGUGGGGAGGAGGGGAGAACGAUGCAGUUCCAGCCCGACUCGGUGAGCCGCGCAGUCCGCCUCCGACGCUGGUGAUGCCCGCCGUGCGUGGAUCACCGCCCAGCAGCAGCAGCAAGAGGAGGAGGAGGAGGUCGGGAUAACAAGGGCGUCAGGGGCCGAUGAUGUCGUUGGGAAGGUCGGGAUCAUGGCAAACGGAACCGGUACUAUCAUGUUAAAAUGCAUCGUGGUCGGAGACGGUGCGGUGGGUAAAACGUGUCUGCUGAUGAGCUAUGCCAAUGACGCCUUUCCAGAGGAGUAUGUACCCACGGUCUUUGAUCAUUAUGCAGUGAGCGUCAACGUCGGAGGAAAGCAGUACUUGUUGGGACUGUAUGACACAGCUGGUCAGAGAGGAGUUGUAUCUGGGCCCCAGUCAGCCUGGUAGCUCUUACAAAUAUGGUCCCGUCAGUAACGGCACCGUGGGCCGCAGGCCCACCCUUAUUGAACCGGCGCGUCUGAAGGACUUUGGUGUGGAAGAACUUCUCAACGGUGAUGUGAAAGUCCACGAAACCAAAGUAGUGAUGGCUCCUGAGGUUGUCCUCAUGGACCCCCCCAAAACCAGGCGAGUCAGCGAGUUCAGGAUGAUCCCGAGACCUCCUGCCCAGUACCUCCGCUUCGAGGACAUCAGCGCGGCAGCCUUCAGGAUCCAGUCAGGGAUGCAGAAGACGCCUUGCACGUACUCCAGAUUGUCCAAACAGUACGGGAUGGAGAUCUACCUGAAGAAGGAGCACCUGCACUACACCGGCUCUGUGAAGGAGAGAGGAGUGCUGUACCUGCUCACCUCCCUCACGCAGGAGCAGCAGAGGAUGGGUGUGAUCGUGGCCACUGACUGUAACUUCUACAUGGCCGUGGCGCACCACGCGGUGGAACUGAAGAUCCCGAUGUUUGUCAUCAUGCCGUCAAGUUGCUCCUCGCCCCGCCUCAGGAUCUACAGAGACUACGGCCCCAUGGUUAUCUCCUACGGCCGCACCGGCCGCGAUUCCCAGAACCACGCCUGCCAUCUGACCAAAGAGAAUGGAUACCUCUACCUGGAAGAGGUGGCUGUGGUGGUGAGCAGUGCUAACAUGGAGCUGGAAGUGGUGAGGCAGUGCAUGGACCGAGCUUUGGUGUUGGACAACCGGAUCAGUAAGUUCUCAGUGCAGCUGGGAGAGUGGCCAGGAGACAUGGCUAAGCUGCUGGAUGUUCUGACCAGAGAGGACGUCAGGUUGUUGGACGUCUGCCAUCGUAGACACAGCGAUAAGUCAGAGCUCUUCAAGGCAAAGGUGUGGUUUCAGAACCGAAGAGCUUGCACCCUAAAAUCAAAAGGAUCCAGCAAAGCCCAGUGGCAGUCUCAGAGCCCAGCUCACAGUCUACAGGCUCGCCACCACACACAGGCCUUUGCACCUCAAAUGCAGCAGGUGUUAAACAAUGGACAGUUUCCUCCUACCUUCAAUGCCACCGGAGCGUAUGGACAGUGUGGAGUCUCGUAUGGGAUUCAACCAGGAGGCUCAAUGGGCAGUAACCCCAGCUCAAACCUGUGGGAGUACAUGCCUCAGCCAGGCUGCCAAAACUCCACUGGGGUGCCUGCGUGGCGUCAGCCUUCCGUGGAGAUGGUAAGCUACAACUCAAGCUCCAGCCAGGCAGCCUCCAUGCACCCUAGUUCAGACAUACACGACCUCCUUCAAAUAUUCAAAGCAGACACUCCUGAUUCUGGAUUCUUCAACAGCAGCCGAGAGAGCAGCCCAACGGGUUGUCUGGAAGUCCCGACCCCACAGAUGAGGAGUAUUGGGGAGACUAGCAGCUCUUGAGGACGGCAGGGAUGCAGGAUAUCCGCCAGUGGUCCAGGAUAGCUCACUGCCAGUGCUGUCAUUGCAAGAUAUUAUGUGGGAGCUGAAUGAGGAAUGGCUGGGAGGAAAUGGACUGUACAACGGAGUCACUGGAGAGGAGCCCCCUUACUUCUGAUGGCUAUGAUGAGUAUUUUUAAUGGCUCAAGUGUUUGACGUAUUUUCAAAAUAUUUUUUUUUUUAAAAAGCCAUGUUUUUGCAGUAAUUACUGCACAUUUUUAGGAUUUUUUUUUUCUUCAAGUUUACUUAAAGAAAAAAAAAAAGAAACAAAAAUCAGUCGUUAUAUUGCAUAAUACUGUUUUCUUGGCUUCCCCUUUCCAAGAAUGUACUCUCAGCUAAUUCAUGACCAGAGAUUUGGCUCUGCUCAUAGAUGGUGCCUGUGAGUUGUAAAUAUGAGAAAAAGGGGAUUUUCUUUCUGUGCAGAGACAUUAUGGAGAGUAAUAUAAAAACAUGUUAAAUCCUAAUGAAUGCUGAAAUUAAAUUUAAUCUGUAAUAAGACUUUAUGUAAAAAAUAAUUUUAACAAAAAUAAUUUAUAGAUAUAGAGAUGUUAUUGUAUAAUGUUUCCAUUUUGAUUGGUUAAUUUUAAGGAUCUGAUAACAGAGGAUGUUGUUUGCUGUAAAGAUUAUGAAGCCCUGUGAGGUUAAUUAUUGGUUUGGGAAACGAAGAUGUUGAUAUAAUAUAUUUGAUUCUGUUAAGCUUUGUUCUUAUGUUGUAUGACUGACAUAUAGUGUAUGAUAAUAUAGAGAAUAUACAGUUAUAAAUA
Molecule: messenger RNA, 2849 nt
Organism: Pelmatolapia mariae (spotted tilapia)
Lineage: Eukaryota; Metazoa; Chordata; Actinopteri; Cichliformes; Cichlidae
Exons: 8
Coding region: 595-2049 (484 amino acids)
Biological process (GO): L-serine catabolic process; L-threonine catabolic process
Molecular function (GO): threonine deaminase activity; L-serine ammonia-lyase activity
Source: RefSeq, a predicted model, not a curated record